Molecule: messenger RNA, 4971 nt
Organism: Sphaeramia orbicularis (orbiculate cardinalfish)
Lineage: Eukaryota; Metazoa; Chordata; Actinopteri; Kurtiformes; Apogonidae
Gene: kcnk2b
Product: potassium channel, subfamily K, member 2b
Exons: 7
Coding region: 377-1690 (437 amino acids)
Biological process (GO): stabilization of membrane potential; potassium ion transmembrane transport
Cellular component (GO): plasma membrane
Molecular function (GO): potassium ion leak channel activity; outward rectifier potassium channel activity
Source: RefSeq, a predicted model, not a curated record
UCCACUGGCCAAACCUCCUCUGACCGCACGAGCCAACAUCAGACCCCCGCGCGCCACAGCCAUGUAGGCACCUGUCUGGCGCAAUGUCUCCAAACAUUUGGAUUUCCUCCCCUCCAUCCUCUCAUGCUCCAUCCUAGCCUGUCUUUUGGUGGGAACGCGAUGUCCUGGAUGUAUUUUCUCCGGAGAUUGUAGAGUGGUGGGAAGCGCAGCUCGGUGAAACCAUGUGGAGAACGGACACGUCCCUCAGCGGGGAUACAGCAGGCAACAACCCACUUUAAUAUAAGGGGUUUAUUUACGUUUUUUUCUUUUUCUUUUUUUUUUUUUCUUGAACAAAACUACGUCGAUGAGGAAACAAAGAGAGAAGAGAUGGUAGAGAAUGGCCGCACCUGACCUUCUUGACCCAAAGUCUGCUGCCCACAACUCCAAACCUCGCCUGUCGUUCUCGACCAAACCUGUGGUGCUGAGCCCCCCCGAGGAUGAGGAGCGUGACAUCCGGACCACCGUCAUGAGGUGGAAAACAGUCUCAGCCAUCUUCUUCCUGGUGGUGCUGUACCUCAUCAUCGGGGCCACGGUGUUCAGCGCUCUGGAGCAGCCUCAUGAAAGUUCCCAGAAACUGGCCAUUCUUGCUGAAAAACUAGACUUUUUGGCCAUGCACGCCUGUGUAAACAACUCUGAGCUGGAGGAUCUGGUCAAGCAAGUGGUCUCAGCAGUCCGAGCAGGUGUGAACCCAUCAGGAAACUCAUCUAAUCAGACCAGCCUCUGGGACUUCAGUUCCUCCUUUUUCUUUGCUGGGACAGUUAUCACCACCAUCGGAUUUGGGAACAUUUCACCUCACACAGAAUUUGGGAGGAUCUUCUGCAUGAUCUAUGCUCUGCUGGGGAUUCCUCUUUUUGGGUUUUUAUUGGCCGGUGUUGGAGACCAGCUGGGGACCAUCUUUGGAAAAGGCAUCGCCAGAGUGGAGAAGAUGAUUGUAGUAAGCUCCUUUAUCAAUAAGUGGAAAGUCAGCCAGACACAGAUCCGUGUCAUCUCCACGCUGCUCUUCAUCCUGUUCGGGUGCCUCAUCUUCGUGGCUCUGCCAGCCGUCAUCUUCAAGCACAUCGAGGGCUGGAGCACGCUUGAGUCCAUCUACUUUGUCGUUAUCACACUCACAACCAUUGGCUUUGGAGAUUUUGUUGCUGGGGAGAAAGCUGGGGAAUCAGAAAGCCCAGUGUAUCUGGACUACUACAAGCCGGUGGUGUGGUUCUGGAUCCUGGUGGGACUGGCGUACUUCGCUGCUGUGCUCAGUAUGAUCGGAGAUUGGUUCCGUGUCAUCUCCCAGAAAACUAAAGAGGAGGUUGGGGAGUUUCGAGCUCAUGCAGCUGAGUGGACCGCCAACGUGUCAGCAGAGUUCAAAGAGACCCGGCGGCGGCUUAGUGUUGACAUCUAUGACAAGUUCCAGCGUGCCGCGUCCAUUAAACGCAAGCUGUCAUCUGAGCUGGGUAUCAACGCGUCCGUCAACCAGGAAAUGACUCCGGGCAAGAGGACGCUGUCGGUCAACCUGGGCGAGGAAAGAGAGACUUAUCCCAACUUGACUCUGUCCCUCAGUCCCACCUCAGGGACACUGAGCAGGAACGGCAGCCUGUACCUGAACGGCCUCAGCCCAGAGUACGCAGACCGCCGGGAGAUUCCUAUUAUUGAAAGUCUUAAUUAAGAAGCAUGAUUAAAAAGAAUAUUGUGGAUCCUUUUUGACCUAGAGGACAUAACCUACACAGACUGGCACACACACUUGUAUUUACUGACUGAAUAUCUGUGAAACAGUUCCUCUGUGCAUUCAACAUUUGGACUGGAGUGACUCAAACACAUGUCAUCCAUCAAGGUCCUCAGUGUUAUGUACACUCCUACAUGAAAAAAACUUUCAUUCUACAAGUCCGUCCAACCCCCUUUCUUAUGUCUGUGCCAACAUGAUCGACAACUGUGCAAGUGAUGGAGUCGAAUCAGAGAAAAACUCUGGGCUGAGACUGGAUUCUAUCAGAGGCAUGAGUUUAACAAACUUUUUUCAUACAGAGAAAGAAAACAAACAAAAAAAAGCCCAUAUUGAGGUAGCAACAUUCAGAAUAUCAGAAUAUUCAUACACGCUCAUAUGCCUGAAACACAAGCAUUCGUCAACCAUAGAAAGCAAUAGAUGUAUCUGUGCUUUUCUCCGGAGGCCUUGAAAUCUGCAUCAGAUAAAAAAGGAUCCUCUUCUCUAAAAAGCUGGCCAUCAACAAGAAACAUCACCUGCUGAUGAGGCAGCAUUUCUGUGCUUUCCAUAAUAGAGAAGUAUUUAAAGGAAUGUGUCUUUUUCUUUCAGUUUACAGGUCUUCAUGGAUCAAUACGCCUUGCAUUUGCUAGUAUUCUGCCCUCACUACAGAGACGAAUGUUUUUGUUCUUUCAUGACUGACUUUCAGCUUUCGCCCUAAGGAAUAAUCCACUUGUGCCUUACUGAAUCUACAACAAACAGACGCUGAUGCAUGUAAGAUUGAGCAACGCUGUGUUUGUCCACACAUACAUGUUACAUAUGAGCACAGUAGUGGUAGAAAAGCAGAGAGUAUGAAGAUGAUACAAAUGGAAGAAGAUGUGGACACUUUAUGUAUGGCAUGUGAGUGGUUCGGAAAAUGCCACCUUUCUGUCUGCAGAAUUUAGGCUCCUGUCAUUUUCUCAGAGAGUUACAUUAGAGACUCACAGAUCAUACCCCAUUAUCCCCACAUACCAAAGUAAUGAUCCUACUUUUCUGACAGUAGAUCAGAGAGAGAGAAAGAGAGAUAGCAGUCUUCAGUCUAAGAAAGGAUCAGAAGUGUUUGGUCUCAUUUCUAAGUCUUGUUUUGUCUUCAUUAGCUUUCAUUAGUCUUCUUCUGUGGUAUGUACAGUACUGUACUGGAGCAGUGAACCUCUGAGGCUGACAGGCAUUAUCUCUACCUUACUGCUGUUCAUGACGCUGCAACACUUACCUUCAGACAGGGGAUUUUUCCUCAGAUAAUGGUGAUGAGAUCAGUUUCAUCUUGCCUGUGGUGUGUGUACACAUUCAGAGCCCUCUAAAGUCUUUACAUUUCUGCAGCAACUACCUUUUCAAUAUUUUAUAAGUUGCAACACAAAGAAGGAUUCAGAUAAAAGCCUCUAUGUGGAUCAUUUGAUGUUGAUUAAUUCAUAAGAAAUAUGAUCAUUUCAGAUCUCAAAUUGGCCCAUUUUUAAAAAUACGGACAGUUUUUUAUGCCACUUAUACAAAUGCACUUGUGCAUUUGGAUGGAUGGAAGGCAGGUUCACAUUAUUGUGUCUUAUGUUAUUAUUCAAUGCUUUUAUCCAGCAAGAUAUGCUUAAAAUUCUCACCAUAAUUCAUAGUGCUAUUUACAGUUUGUAGCAUUACAGAAGACAUUUACACUUCAGAGUGUCUUGUUGUUUUCCUCUUUAUACAGUUGUCUGCUACACCAAAUGUUUGAUUUAUGAUCUGGAAAAUGUCUUGUGUUUGUAAGUCAUGACAUUUGUAAUUGUUACAGUGCAUUUCAGGGCACCUCAGCACUGAGGUGGUUUUACAAAUUUAACAUAUUUCUUAGCCAUACAAGUAGACAGUGUAAAUGAGUUACAGUUUUGCCUUUUUUUUGGGAAUGGAAAGAGAGAUGUUCUGCAUAAAUCAGUACUCACUCAAGAGUGAUUUAUGCAGUGUGUGAGUGACUGUACCAAGGCCAUCAGCUGUCAUGUGUAAUACAAGUCAAAGAGGAGUCACAAUAUGAUGGUGAAGAAAAUAGUAUGAAUAAGAAUAACUCUUUCAACCAAGUGGCUUUGGAAUAUAUCAUUAUAUUCUUGUUCUUAAAAGCAAUCACUAGCAACAAAACAGUUACUGUAUGUCUCGAUGACUUGCAAUACACUAAAAAGAUAGACUACUGGGACACUGAUGCUGAGCUGAGAGGCUGAGCAUUUGUGCAAUGACUCCAAGCAAAGCCACUGUAAGUCCUGUUGCUUUUUCCCAGUCAGUCAUGUGAUUGACAGCCACUGAGGGGAGCUGUCAGUGUGGAAGAAAAUCAAGGAGUGCUGUCGAUGAAGCAUUACAUAAUAUGUCAGGCCACAUAAGGCCACAUGUAUGGAAACGUGUUCAUGAAUGUCUUUACAUGUGCGUGCAUGCAUGAAUGUGGUCGUGUAUUGACUGUAUGCGUGGGUUUGUAAGAAGUCAUUUAGUUUCCACCCACACAAACCUUUUCACACAACAGCAUCUUGUCUUUUACCCAGGGUGACAGUUUUUAAUUAAGUCUGUGGCUUGCAUCAAAAUCCCAGCUCAAGCAUGUUGAAUGUAUCUAUUCAUUCAUGACGACAUAGAUGAGCCUCAUUAUGAAUGUAAGCACAUUCAUGAUUUAACAUAGUGUUUUAUGGAUGAAAGAGGAGUUUAAUUAGCUCAGUGGGUGUGCUGUUAAAAUAACAGCCCUCAUUUAUUACAAAAAAAAAAAAAAAAAAAAUGUGUUGCCAUAUAAACAUGGUUCUUUAACAAUCAUAGACAUAAUGAUCAUAAUGGUAGAUAGCAGUGUUACCAUAUGAUUUAAUAAAAUUAUAAUAAAAUGUGCAUCAGUGUUCAAGAUCCAUUUUUCAUGAAUCAAACUUUGGGCUAAAUUUGGUCGUCUGUUCAAAAUGUAUGCAUAAGCAUCUGCUGCUCAAAUUAGGCCCAUUCUGUCUUGCUGUGAGAAUUGAUUUUCUAAAUUCCAAAAUAAAUAAUUCUGCAAAAAGAUGCUAAUAUACUGUACAUGGAAAGGGUCAUGAACAUAAAUGCACAUUAAAAAAAAUCAACAGGUUUUGCAUGCUACUUUAAGUGUUACUUCCAGUGUUUAUAACUCAGAUGUGUCUAAAAUCCCAGACUUUGGUUUUAAUAACACUAUGACAACCAUGUGUUUACAGUAUUUUAAUGUGGGUAUGUCAUCUCAAGUCAUGACAAACUUUUCAAAGGUUUAGAAUAAAACAUUUAUAUGCAAAAAA